AUGGCAUUAACAGUGGUGAUGACAAACUUGGUGAUUCAGUGCUAUAUAUCCAAGAUUGGUAGACUCUUUAUAGAAAAUGAUUUAAACUGGCUUAUCUCAAUAUUGACUGGAUUUUCCAAGUACAUUGAUCCCCAAGGCUUGUCACUUAAUGCCAUGGGUAUGUAUGUUACUGACCAUGCAGGGGCUGAGAGAAGGGCAUUGACAAUACUGAUAAUGUGGGCUGUCUGCACAAAGAAGUCAGAAUUAGCUGAAAUCUUGUGGAGACAUUCAGACCAGCCAAUUCACCUUGGUCUUGUUGUUUCCAUGAUGUUUGAGAGACUAGAAAGUUAUGUGAGUGAGUCUGCAUUGAAAGCUGAAAUGAAAAGAUUACAAAAGGAAUUUGCUGAUAAGGCCACCAGAGUGCUAGAUGUGAGCUACAAGGAAGCUACAUGUCGUGCGUAUGAUGUUUUAAAUGAAGAAAGUCCUGAGUGGGAAUAUAAAACUGCAGUGGAGCUUGCUGCGGACUUUAAAAUAAGAAUCUUUCUUUCACAUCCAUGUUGCCAGAAAUGGCUGACAAACAUGUUUUUGGGAAACAUCCGUGUCCGAGAGCUGACUUGGGGAGUCGUGACCUUUCCGCAGUGGGUUAAGGUGAUUAUAUGUGCUUUCCUGAUAUUUCCGAUGUAUAUCUGGGUCAGGUUCAAGGUGGACCCACGAGAGUCUUGGAACGCUUUCAAGGAUAUAUCAGACUUAGACUCUGAUGAUGAUAAGGAUGAAAGGGAUGGUGAUGAAGAUAUUCUUCUUAAAUCAACAGGCCAGUGUUUGCCAGUAGGAGUUGUGGAAUGGAGAUAUUUUCUUUUAGACUUAGACUCUGAUGAUGAUAAGGAUGAAAGGGAUGGUGAUGAAGAUAUUCUUCUUAAAUCAACAGGCCAGUGUUUGCCAGUAGGAGUUGUGGAGUAA
Molecule: messenger RNA, 936 nt
Organism: Limulus polyphemus (Atlantic horseshoe crab)
Lineage: Eukaryota; Metazoa; Arthropoda; Merostomata; Xiphosura; Limulidae
Product: transient receptor potential cation channel subfamily M member 1-like
Exons: 6
Coding region: 1-936 (311 amino acids)
Biological process (GO): monoatomic cation transmembrane transport
Molecular function (GO): monoatomic cation channel activity
Source: RefSeq, a predicted model, not a curated record